Mycena indigotica is the source of this 918-nucleotide messenger RNA. RefSeq lists its product as uncharacterized. The record is from RefSeq and is a predicted model, not a curated record. Lineage: Eukaryota; Fungi; Basidiomycota; Agaricomycetes; Agaricales; Mycenaceae. The transcript has a single exon. Bases 1 to 918 code for a protein of 305 amino acids.
AUGCACCAGUCGCACAAUAUCGCAUGGAAUGCCCUCUCAUCGAACCUCGUUUUCGUCAAAGACAAUCGAAGUGUUACUCCUCAUCGCACAGACUUGUGUCCUUUGGGACUCCCCACCCAAGCCAAAGCGCUCAGCCAUUUCGCUCGCACCCUCGAGUCAGCAAUCAUAGAAUUUUCGACAACAGAACGCGCCAAGUACCCGAAGGCAUUCCCUCUUCCAGAUGACGCAGUGCUCAUCCCCGAUGACAUUCUAACGCGGUACUGCGAUAUACCCUUCUCUUCUAUUACGCGCGAAAACCAACAGCUCAAGGAGUGGUUGGCGCAGGCACAAGACCGAGAUAGUUCUUUGCAUUACUCCACGAGUCAGGGCGACUUUGCGGAUGUUGUCAAAGUACUGCUUGCCGAAAAUGAGAUGGAAACCCUCCUCAUGCUCGCACGCCACCCUAAGGUCCCACUCCAAGACCUCCACUAUCUCUCAUGGGGCCACAGCUUCGGGUGGAAUCACAUCUGCCAUUGGGCGCUCCCAAGCUACAUCUUCUUCAACGUGCUGCUCCCAAAACCAGAGCUCCUGGAGAACGACAAGUAUCGCUCGCUACGGAGCUACCCGUACGCUAUUCGGAUGGCAACAGGCUCGGGUGACUAUGAUGCCCAGGCAUACCCACACCGGGCGUUCUUCUGGGGGAGUUUCCAUCGAGACAAGCCCGUUGAGGAGAGCGACCCGUUGUCGGACCCCGAGAAGCUCCACGAGUAUCUGAAAAUGUGCUUCCGGCUUCUGUACCGGUAUGAUAUGCUGGCAAAGGAAUGCGGAUUGAAGGUGGAUUGGGAGGGAGAAAUUGCCACGGCGGUUCAAUGGCUUUGGGACGUUAAAACUCGAUCUCUGGAAGGCCCCGACGGUCAUUGGAUGACUCGGUUUGGCUGA